Molecule: messenger RNA, 1074 nt
Organism: Trichobilharzia regenti
Lineage: Eukaryota; Metazoa; Platyhelminthes; Trematoda; Strigeidida; Schistosomatidae
Source: the annotation of a GenBank genome assembly
ACACUACUCUUCAUUGUUGUCAUGACCUAAAUAACAUUAGAAUUUUUAAAAGAAAAGAAAGAAUGCUCAAUGCUUAUAGAAAUCCAAUAUUUGUCUAUUACAACUUAUUUGACCUAUCAAGUAUAGCACAGUUUGCAGCUGUUGCUCCUUCCCCGUCGAAAGAUUUUCAUCACCUACUAAUAACAGCAGACGAAAUUAAAUGGAGAUGGUGGAAGAUAACAUCAAGAAAUGAUGGUGCAAAGUAUCAUCCAGGUGAAAGUGUUUCAACUUAUGAAGAAUUUGAACACGAUGAUCGUAUGCAAAAUGAAAUACUCAGAGUUAUGGGUCAAGAAACACUAGACUAUUGUUUAAAUCUAUGCUCUGGAAAAUUGGACUACUUAGUCAGAUUACCAUAUGAAAUCUUAGUAAAAAUAAUUUCCUAUUUAAAUCUGGAAGAUGUAAUCAAUCUAGGAGUUACAUCAAAAUUUCUAAAUCAGAUGUGUAAUAGUGAAUCAUUAUGGCGGGAAAUUUAUAUCGGUACAACAUCAGUGCAACCAAAUGAAGCUAUUGAAGAUUUAGCUAAACUAUUUGGAUGGAAGAAGUUAUUUUUCACCAGUAAAUUACAUCUUCAGGUACAAUUACGACGUCUUACUUUAGAAAAAAACGGUGAAAGUGGAGAUGGACAACUGAAUGUUCCACAUAACACUCAGUUACAUUGAGACGAUGUGAAGUGUGGAAAACAUUAGAAUAUAUAAACAUAUCACAAAAAUCUGUGAAAAGGAAUUAUGCAGCCAUGGAAAGGUGUCCAGUUGUUUUUACUAACUGUAUCACUUUACACUUGACUGAGACAGCUUAUAUUUGAAAAUUGUAUAAAAGUCUUUGCAAAAAAGUUGAAAAUCUUGGUACCUUGAAUCUGUUUCAUCCUGAAGUGUCUCCGUUCCCUAUUUGCUUCACAUUCUGUAAUGAUUAAAAAAAUGUGUACUGAAUGCACAAUGCAAAAAAGUUUUUUAACUUGAUGUUUCAUUUGAAUGCGCUAUACAAAGAAUCUUUUUGCAAAAGGUUUAGAAAACAAUCAAAUAUUCAGAAAACAGAAAG